This is a messenger RNA of Suillus subaureus, 648 nucleotides long. RefSeq lists its product as uncharacterized. Lineage: Eukaryota; Fungi; Basidiomycota; Agaricomycetes; Boletales; Suillaceae. The record is from RefSeq and is a predicted model, not a curated record. The transcript has a single exon. The coding region runs from base 186 to 599 and encodes 137 amino acids.
GUCGACACCAUCCUUUUUGCAUGCUCGUUCAGUCACUUCUGCACCUGACAGUCGGGUGGUCUUUUCGUUUGGGAACUUAUCUGCAAGUAUACUGCAUGACGAGCUGUUGGGCAUUAUAGGUGCUGUUUUAUUAUCUAUUCACGCUAACCUGCACGAACCCUACCUCGUCUUCACAGAUCACAAGAAUGCAGUGCACUUGGUUUUCCAAGUGUUCUACUCUACAUCUGGAACACUCAGUCGGCACGCUCGUUGUACUAAUGGCUAUGUUCCCUCCUGCAUCUCCUUCGCCUUCACUCUUCUGGCCUGCUGCUCACACAGGCAGUCUCACACCAGAAUGUCUAGUUAAUGAUCAUGUAGAUCGCAUGGCCUCUUCUGCGCAACAAAGCAAUGAAGUUCUUCCCUCUUCACCACUUGUAACAUUUGCCAUAGAUGACUAUACCAUCUUUGCGCCUGGUUAUGGAUUAAUUGAGUGUAAUUUGUCUUCUUUCGUUGCUUUCCAGCUUAAGGGUGCUUAUGCGUUGAAUGACUCCUUCCAUCCGGCCAAAGCAUUCUGUAUGGCAGUCAUCACCUGCCCGACUCUCUUACACACGAGCGUCUAGCUCAUUCUCUGUUCCCAUGCAACUAUAUGUCUGAUCAUCGCAACUAGAC